This is a messenger RNA of Cuscuta europaea, 1367 nucleotides long. Lineage: Eukaryota; Viridiplantae; Streptophyta; Magnoliopsida; Solanales; Convolvulaceae. The record is from the annotation of a GenBank genome assembly.
AAGGCGGCCGAGGAGUUGGCUGCAAAGGAGGCCGAGGCGGCCAGACGUGCCCCGGCCGAGGGGGGCGGGGCUACUGCUGGUGCGGCCCCGAAGCCUGCCCAGUCCAAGAAGAAGAGGCCUCCCACUGACGAUCAGAAGAAAUUGACUGAGGUUGGCCUGAAUGUCACUAAGAAGACGAAGAGGGCACCGUCUCCUUCCCAUGCUGAUGAGGUCGGUACUCUGACCGUCCCAAGUGUGGACGAUAGUGGUCCCGUUGUGGAUCUUACUGCUGCUCCAAGCGAUGCUGCCCAAUCGCUCCCUCUCGUCCAGGAGCCACGGACGAAGAGGGCCGGCAAGGAGAUUGCCGCUGCCACCUACCAGAAAAUGGUGGAAUACCCCGUCGGCGGGGGUGUUUUUGACGAUGUCGUCCUCGGCCACGAUGUGCUGGCCCAGGCCAUGCCGGUUAAAGAUCGGGCCUACCUCAAGAGGCUCGGGGACGUCAAGGUGUACGAAGGCGGGAUGGACCUCCUCGUCCAAGGUGCCUUCAUGCUCAUGGAGAGCCACAAGAGGCAGCACCGGGAGAUUGCUCGCCUGAGGGAGCUUGAGCAGAAAGCUGCCUCGGCUGAUGAGGCGGUAGCCUGCUUGGAUCGGCUCCGGGAGGAUGCCAAGGCCUUGCAAAAGAGGGCCGAUGAGGCAGCUGCUGCCAGGGACGAUGCCUUGGCCAAACUCGAGGAGAGCCAGAGGGCGCUUGAGGCUGAACGACGCAAAAAUGAUGAAGCCGUGAAGGCAAAAGCUGAGGCCGAGGCUGCCGCUGUGAAGGCCGCUGAUGAGGCCGUUCAGCAGUUCUUGGCCGAGGGGUGGAAGGCCGAUGAGCGGCUCUCCUGGUGUUAUGAAGUGGUGGCCGCCAAGCUUGAAGAUUGGGGAAUGAACUCCCCUGCCGGCCAGGAGUACUUUAGCAGGGAGAUGGCCGUGUACUACAAUAUGGGCCAAGAGCGGAUGCAGAGGCUCCUGUGUCGGUGGCUAUCGCGUGCCCUCAAAGCCAUGAAUUACACCUCCGGGUGGGCGAGGCGGAACUUGAAGCUUCCCAAGCUGAUGAAAGAUCUCGAGGAGCAGGCCAAGCUUCCUCUUUCGGAGCGGGAGCCCCCAAUCGAGAGUUCCGGCCUCGGCGAGCCGGAUUACGACGAGUUUGACUUCCUGGAUGAUGCCACCAGUUCAGCAGCUGCUGUCGGCCGGGAGACUGAGGCCGAGGAGGGAGCCGAGGACGCCGAAGAGGAAACCCAGGCUGGACAUGGAGGCGCCCAAGAGUCUUGAUCGGCUACUCCCCGCUCCCUUUCUUGUAAUUAAUUAUCUUUUAGUUUUGCCCAUCUGAUGUAAUGGUCGAAGCGCCC